CUUGCACAAUUGGUGGCUGACUAAAUACUUUUUUGCCCCACCGUAUGUGAGGUAUUCUGACAUUUUUGAGGACCACUUUUGGCCCUGGGGCCUACUUUCAGAACUACUGGCUGAAAAGUAUACAGAAGUACCUGAUAAUCCCUUUAACUGUCUUGAAUUAGCUUCAUGUCUCAGGUAAAGUCACUGCUCAGGGACUUUGCUUUUUAAUGGUUGAAUAAGAUGAGAGAGAAAAAAGAAGGAACCCGCCGCACUGCUCUUGGUAGUAUCACUGCUCUUGGUAGUAUCACUGCUCUUGGUAGUAUCACUGCUCUUGGUAGUAUCACUGCUCUUGGUAGUAUCACUGCUCUUUAGUAAGCUUUACAUUUCGGCCUCACGGCCUUCCUCAGAGCUUUAAGGGAAAUAUGUUUUAUAUAUUUGUAUAUAGGAGCUUGCAUUUCACUGUGCCAUUUACACCCACUGUAUUCUGUGUACGUGAUUCAUAAACGUUUGAUUUGAUUUAUAGUAGACUACACUGCACAAGUAUAUAAAGGUAUUUUCAUAUAUUUUUUAAGCUUUUAAUAUUUCUACAUCUUUAUCCCUACACAAACACAUGUAUCUGAUCCAUUCAUUCAUGCAUGAAAUCCUUCAUUUCAUUGAAUUAAGAAAAACAGUCAUUAUGAGAUUAUUGUGGUCACAGGUCACAACGUGCAGUCACCAUCAUCAUCAUAUUGGACGGACUUAUUUUAGUCUAAACCUGACUGAUGCAUUGAGAACAAACAUUUAUUUCUCAGGAAACGAUAUUCAGUCUUUGGAGAAGACUGUUUAAACCUUAGCUCGUGUUUUCUGUUGUCCUACACCCUCCCUCCGCCUGGGAGCACCGCAGCAGAGUGGGCACCGGUUACUCUGGUGACGUGUAAAUAGCUAUGAUACCAGGAAGUGUGAACUAGGGAAGCAAAAUAGUUUGGGUAAAUUGAUUAUUUUCACUCGUUAUCAAGGAAUAUAAUUUAUUCUGUAGUGAAUAGGUGUAUACUCUAGUUGUGUAACAUAUUACCAGCCGUCUAGUGAGCUACCAUGGGACGACAUGGGGGCGUUGGUUUAGCGGUUUUCGUACUCGUGCUGGCCUUUUGCGAGGCAAGAAGACACAAACUCGCCCUAAAGAAUGACUCUAGGUUUGUGGUUCAUCUCAACACCUUUGGUUUCUUUGCCAACGGAACCCUGGACGUCAACGUUCUCUCCCUGAGACUGCCCGAGGACAAUAGCAAGCACCCUGUGAGAACAACUGAUGUGGGAUUCAGUCUCUCCAAGUCUCGUGUUAAUGGAGUGCUGUCCUACACAGCGGAGGAGACGGAGGUGUGUCCGCUCAGCAAACACAGCGGUGUUGAGCCCCUCUUCCUCUUCCUCAUUGACACCAACAACCUCAGAGUCCAUGUGAGGUCUUUUGGAGAUCAGGACAGCGCCUUGACCCAGCCGAAGACAGACAAGACACUCACUGAAGAGUCAGGUUCCAGGAGAAGAAGAGCAACUGUCAAUGACUUGAAAGUGACAGUACAGAAGAGUAAUGUGGAGGAGAAGAAGAAAGAUGUAGUGCUGAAGGAGGAGGGGACGGAGGAGGAAAAGAAGAAAGAUGUUAUGCUGAAAGAGGAAGGGACGAAGGAGGAAAAGAAGAAAGAUGUUGUGCUGAAGGAGGAGGGGACGGAGGAGGAAAAGAAGAAAGAUGUUGUGCUGAAAGAGGAGGGGACGAAGGAGGAAAAGAAGCCAGAACUCAAGGAGGAAAAAAUGGGGCGGAUCAAUGGGCUGACUCUGGAUGUACAGAAAAUCAAUGGCUCCUACAGCUUCAGCUUCCACAUGGUGAUUGGCCAAUUGGAUGAGGGCCUGUACAACCUCAACUUCCACUACUGUGAGAACAUUCUGCCAGGCAACAACCGCCCCUACACUCUCAACGUGGAGGUGACAGAGAAGAACCCAGGAGGUUACCUGUCAGCAGCAGAGAUCCCUCUCCCUCGUCUCUACAUCUUCAUGGCUGGAGUUUUCUUCAUUAUAGCCAUGGUCUGGGUUUACACACUGCUGAAGCACAGGUACAGUGUGUUUAAGAUCCACUGGCUGAUGGCAGCUCUGGCCUUCACCAAGUCCAUCUCCCUGGUUUUCCACAGCAUCAACUACCACUUCAUCAACACGGAGGGACAUCCCAUAGAAGGAUGGGCUGUCAUGUACUACAUCACACACCUGUUGAAGGGGGCUCUGCUGUUCAUCACUCUGGCGUUGAUUGGUACUGGCUGGGCCUUCGUUAAAUACAUCCUGUCAGACAAGGAGAAGAAGAUCUUCAUGAUCGUCAUCCCUCUACAGGUUCUGGCCAACGUAGCCUACAUCAUAAUAGAGUCUACAGAGGAGGGCUCGAGUGAGUACGCCCUGUGGAAGGAGGUUCUGUUCCUGGUUGACCUCAUCUGCUGUGGAGCUAUCCUCUUCCCUGUUAUAUGGUCUAUUCGUCACCUACAAGAGGCUUCCAGCACUGAUGGGAAAGCUGCCAUGAACCUGGAGAAACUCAAACUAUUCAGACAUUACUACGUCAUGAUAGUGUGUUAUAUCUACUUCACGAGGAUCAUCGCCAUCCUGCUGAAGGUGACGGUGCCUUUCCAGUGGCAGUGGUGUUACGAGUUCCUAGUGGAGGUGUCGACUCUGAUCUUCUUUGUGUUGACGGGGUAUAAGUUCCGCCCGGCGUCCAACAACCCCUACCUCCAGCUGCCCCUGGACGAGGAGGACGUGGAGAUGGAUGAAGUGUAAGAGACUGUUGUUGUU
Messenger RNA from Oncorhynchus masou masou (cherry salmon), 2772 nucleotides. Its product is annotated as protein GPR108-like. The transcript has 17 exons. Lineage: Eukaryota; Metazoa; Chordata; Actinopteri; Salmoniformes; Salmonidae. The record is from RefSeq and is a predicted model, not a curated record. Gene Ontology annotation, cellular component: Golgi apparatus; membrane. The coding region runs from base 1051 to 2757 and encodes 568 amino acids. Gene Ontology annotation, biological process: transport.